Molecule: messenger RNA, 2400 nt
Organism: Colletotrichum higginsianum IMI 349063
Lineage: Eukaryota; Fungi; Ascomycota; Sordariomycetes; Glomerellales; Glomerellaceae
Product: DIL domain-containing protein
Exons: 4
Coding region: 1-2400 (799 amino acids)
Molecular function (GO): GTPase binding
Source: RefSeq, a predicted model, not a curated record
AUGGACUUCGAGGACGCUAAUGGUGGUUUCGGCGACAAGAAGCCACGACCCCUACCCGAUGACUUGCCCAAGUCCCUCGACGACCGCAGUCGUCGUCCCGUUGAGCUGGUUCCUGAGACGGAAAUGUACGAUGGCUGGCAAGGUCAAUCACAAUUUCUGACGACGCCCGUCCUGGCAAAGCCGCUCAACUUUGGCGACCUAAGCCUAGACGACCGCACCUACGAUGAAGAUAUCACGACAGGUCCCAAAAACAGUGACGCUCGCCUCAUGGAGAUGAUUGCCGCCCAAGCCGCUCAUCGGGUCGACCCGGGCUUUGGCGACGAGGAGACGAUACUGACAGAUGAGAAGCUCUCCGAGAACGAGAAGAAAGAUCUGCUCCAAAGGGCGUUGAAUAUGGCUGCUAGCAAUGGCGAUGUUGAGAGAGUCGGUAACAUUGUCGGUGGCAAGGCCAAAGCCUACGUCGAUAUCAAUGCGCCGGACGAAGACGGAACACCGCCCCUGAUCUACGCGAGUUGCUUUGGCCACGAGGGCGUGGUGCAGGCCCUCAUCGAUGCCGGCGCAGACCUUGACAAGCAGGACCGGAAUCAGUGGAGCGCUCUUAUGUGGGCGAUGACGAAUAGACAUAAGAGCAUCGCCAAGGCCCUUCUCGACAAUGGUGCCUCAGCUGAGCAGAAGACCUCGUCCGGACGCACCGCCUUCGACUUUGUGCCGCCAGACAGUGACAUGUCCUUCUAUCUACACGACAGUGGUUACAACAUCGGCAAUGCAGGGACAGACGACUUCUACAACCCCGGGUUCUCGCAGGAUCGGUUCGAAGAGGAGAUGGCUGAAAACGAACUGCGAAGACGAAUGAUGAUGGACAGCGCCAGAGACCUCGAGGUUGAUUUAGGCAACGUCGGCAUGGAUGACCAGCCAGAGAACCCCGACGAACUCGAGGAAGAGCAGCCCGAGUUUGACUGGUCCCGGUGCCUUCACGACCAAAUGUUUGUUUUUCAGGAGCACGAACUCGACCGCAUUCUCGACAUCAUCAUCACCAACAUGACUCCCCAACGAUCGCCGGCACAGAAGCCUGUUCCUGCGAACAUGAUAUUCCUCAGCGCACGAUACGCGCACUACCACUCGAGCCCCGAUCUGCUGGCCAAGCUGAUGAUAUCCGCCAUGGACAAGAUCAACGACGUUGUAGAGCAAUACCAGUGGGACAUGACGAUCCUAGCUUUUUGGAUAUCAAACGCUACCCUGCUGCUGCACUACCUAAAGAAGGACGCCGGGCUUGUAGAGGCCACGGUUGAAUUUCAGGCUCAGCUAUCUGAGCUCGUCAAUGAGAUAUUUAUUCUCAUCGUCCGGGACGCCGAGAGACGUCUGGACAAGGUGCUCGACGCAGCGAUGCUAGACCACGAAACGAUCCCGGGGUUUGAAGACAUCGCAUUCCAGAACGAAUGGAGGAUAUUCAAGCGCAAAGCGCAGGUCAAAGAAGAACCCUUGGAGAAGCGCUUUCGGCCCCCGUCCCCGAAGCAACGGGCGAAGCCUGCGCCGCGCAACGUCACCUCCCUACUGUCGUCUACCUUGUUCGUUCUUGACCUUUAUGAUAUACAUUCAGUUAUCACGGCGCAAAUCAUAUCCCAACUGCUCUACUGGCUCGGCGCGGAGCUCUUCAACCGGAUCAUGUCCAACCGCAAGUAUCUUGCAAGGACAAAAGCGAUGCAGAUUCGUAUGAACGUCUCGACUUUGGAGGACUGGGCCCGGACCAACAACCGCCAACCGGAGCAUUACGAAGGGGGAGAGACAAAGUCGACAGGCGAGACGACGGUGGACGCAGCGAGGCGGCACCUGGCGCCCGUCAUCCAGCUGUUGCAGUGGCUUCAGUGCUUCUCGUCACUCGGCGCUGACGAUCUUGAGGCCCUUGUCGGCACCCUGCAGCAACUGAAGAGGUUGAGCCCGCAGCAGCUUAUUCACGCAGCGUCGCAUUAUAGGCCGGAGGUCGGCGAAAGGGGGCUGCCUAAGAGCGCGCUCAAGUAUCUGAACGCGAUCCAGGCGGAACACGUGCGUAGGAAAGAAGACCGCAAGAGCAGUGCGCCGUCGACGCCAGUGAAGGGAAAGCCCGCCAAUGGGGCCAUUACGGGCACGCCAGGGAGCCAGGCGGCGAUACAGAGCGACGAGGAGGAGGACGAUGAUGCGCCAGAGAAUCUUCUCCUGGAUCCUGCACUGAUGCUCCCCUUCACCCUGCCAUCUGUCACAGAUAUGCUUGUCUCGUACGGGGCUGGCUUCGGAGGUGUUAACAGGGAGAGAGCGCGCAAAUACAUCCCCACGGUGCCGCCCGAGUUUCUAUCAAAGCUUGAGGCCAGCGGCGCACGCAAGGGGCCCAUGUUUAGCGAGAAAGACUGGGAGAACGAAGAGGUCUAA